Molecule: messenger RNA, 1144 nt
Organism: Drosophila pseudoobscura
Lineage: Eukaryota; Metazoa; Arthropoda; Insecta; Diptera; Drosophilidae
Exons: 3
Coding region: 247-1041 (264 amino acids)
Source: RefSeq, a predicted model, not a curated record
UUGGAACCAUCUCUCAUUUGGAACUCCCUUCCUCCUGGAAUCACAAUUUGAAGAAAAUUUGCUCGCAGAAGUUGGCUGUGGAACUAUUUGUCGAGCCCUCAGUUCUGUCUUGCUCCAGAUUUUCUCAUUGUGUAAUCGAGAGUUGUACGGCUCACAUUGUUGUGAUAUUUGUGCGCAGUCGAACAAGUCGAAGUGGACGUCUUCCUCGCCUUCGCCCUCGCCUUCGCCUGGCAGCCUUGCGCCGAAAUGUCCGUGGUCGAAAUGGAUCUCUGGCCCGUCAACUUCAACAACCAUCAGGAUAAUGGUCCAGGUCAAGGUCAAGGACCACAGCCAUACACACAGCGGGUGUGGCUCGCCCUGGCCAUGGGCCUGAUGGGCCUGUUCAGCUUUCACUACGCCAGCAUUCUGCGAAGCGUGUCCAUCAGAGGCAGCAUGAUCGUGGUCAGCGUCAUCUGUGUCGUCCUUUACUUGGUGAUCCGCGGCACUCUGGGCCCCGCCGAAGUGAAGGAGUGGCUGGACGCGAUAUUGGAAGAGCCUUGGCUGACUAUCCACGACGUGGAGGCAACUCAGCGUGCAACGCGCCGAGCAAUCAAGCAAUGCAUCGCCACUGGAACCUAUAUGAUGUGGCAGACGUCACGUCUACUGCCAGCAAUCCGUGUGGCUUGCCUUCGUAGGCUGCACGUGCUCUGCUCGGCCAUCGAUUUGCCACUACUCACGAAGAUCUUAUACUCUAGAGCCUUUGUAGCAGAAGCCCUGCCCAGUCGAAUUCAUGCCGCGUGGCGCGGCAUUCGUAACCAGAUCUCGAACCGACAUCAAGUGAAUCGAUUCUCUGACUUCUCUGACUUCUAUGACUCUGUCCAGUCUGGUGCAGCGGAUCCAUCCAGCGAGGCGUCCCACAAUGAACACAAGCAAUCCCCAACUGUGCCGCCAGAAGAACUGUAUGGGGAAUCAACUGUGCCACACUUCCUCGAUGAUCCAACCAGUAGCCUCGAAACCCAUGAUGAAUUCGUUCCAAAGUUGAAGAGUUAUGGAGCAUGCUGAAGCGUGCAAUCAGACCGAAUAGUUAUAUGUAUUUAGUGUUUAUUUUUUGUUAUGUUUUUUUUUCCAGCCCAAAGAGCGCAUGUUUGUUUAUUAAAUUGAUUAU